Messenger RNA from Homalodisca vitripennis (glassy-winged sharpshooter), 752 nucleotides. RefSeq lists its product as uncharacterized. The transcript is spliced from 3 exons. The coding region runs from base 280 to 588 and encodes 102 amino acids. The record is from RefSeq and is a predicted model, not a curated record. Lineage: Eukaryota; Metazoa; Arthropoda; Insecta; Hemiptera; Cicadellidae.
UCGGGACUUUAAAGUCCCAUAACAAAAAAAGUCUUUAUAUUUAAUUACGAGAAGAAAAUAUAUCUUCAACGCCCAGUGGGACUUGUAGGUCCCAGUUUAGUGAGUAUUUUAGUACCACUUCUUUCCAUAGGUGGCAUCACUGUGCUUCCCAGCAUUCCUAGAUUUGUUGUUGUGCUUGUCUGUUGGACACAUCUGUUUUUGGCGAUUUUCAUCUUCAAACUACAACUCUAUUACACAUGUGGAGAUGAGCCGUAAUCUAACUGAGGAAGAAAUACAGAAAUGUCUAUAUUCCUAGAAUAUGAGGAUAUACCAGAUGAUCCAGAUGGAAUUACAGAUGUUGAAAGCAAUGAUGAUGAGCCUAAUUUUGACAAUAAUUUUGAUGACAUAUUUCAAAGAGGAAUUUUCCUGUCAGUACUACCUAAAGAGACAAAAAAAACAACAACAAAACCUGAUGAAUCACAGAAUAUGGUUGAUGUCCCUUCAACAUCAAAACCUGAUGAAUCACAGAAUAUGGUUGAUGUCCCUUCAACAUCAAAACCUGAUGAAUCACAGAAUAUGGUUGUUGUCCCUUCAAACAUCAAAACCUGAUGAAUCACAGAAUAUGGUUGAUGUCCCUUCAACAUCAGUGACAACUAAUCAACCCACACCUUGUGAUAACAGUGAAUGUUCAACAUCGACGAAUGAUCAUGUGCAUGUUGUCAGCCAACAUCCUGCAAUAACCAUAACUGAUCCUAAAAAUACAAAAACUAUAA